UCAAGCCUGUUAAUCAAACGCACACAGAGAUGAAAGACAUCUCAGCGGAAACAAUGCAGAGAGUACAUAUCUAAAGCACGCUGUCGCGCGAAACUCCGCUGUAGCAUGAGUGAGCGCGGACUUGCUAAAGUUCUUUCAGCGAAUGGCUAUUGCAGCUCUCAAGUCCUCGGUUGAAUGAGUUUCCACAAAUCGGUUACCAAUUACCCGCCCCCGUACUCGAGCUGUGUUGAGCACAUAUCCAUACUCGUCACUGGCAUAGAUACAGCUCCAGUCACAGCAUAACACCAAGCAUCACAUAAAAAGGCGAACAUAUACCAGAGAUCCCAAAGUUAACAAAAAGAGUUGUCGAACCCCUCCCCCUUGGCGAAAACAAAGAGUAAGGAAAUGCUUCUGUACGGCCAGAGUGAGAUCUGCUGGGAAAACUCACUGGCGACAUGGGAUCUGCUUCAUCCUUGAACGGCGAGUAACUUCACUGCGGAAUACUGUAUUUGCCUGGAUCCAGACACACUGUCGGUCAUGAAGGGCUCUGUGGUGGGGGCGGAUCAUUUAACUAUCCGGAUCUUUUCUGAUACAUGGAUAAUUUAUUAAACCGUCAUUAAAGUUUGUUGGACUGACCAAAUCCGUGGAUUGUGGAAGUAACAUCGGUUUUGCUGACUAGCUGAUAUAAACAUGAAUGGAAGAUCAUGUAAUAUUAACCACCGGGGGACGAGGACUCCUCAAGGACCAGCCUUAAUCAAUGGACAACAGAUCCCCCCAAUCAGAAUUCAGACAGAAACACCGUGCCCGUCUUCAAACAGUGCUACACCGAGUCCUGCCGCUGGAAUGCUCGCCAAUAAUAUGCACAGGAAGCUGUCAAUGAACGGCUGCCAGCAUCCUACCGCAACACCUCAAAACACCAGCAUGCCCGAAAAUGGCAUCCACUUACCCGCUUUAAGUCCGAGAAGGCAAGUCGUAUCAAAACCGAUCUUUCCAGUAUCCCAGCCAGCAGGCCAUUCAACACCCCUUUCCUCAAAACCAAAAUCCAUGGAAUUUGGAAGCAUUCUUGCAAACAGCAAUGUGAAAGGGAAUCCUGGGUUUGGACCACAAUGCAAAGCAAUUGGGAAAGGCACCAGCAACAAUCUAGUGGUUACAAGCAGUCCCAUGACAGUCCAGCGAACAGAGCUUCUACAAAGCCAAGCAAUCGUCCCUGGCAACCACCUUAAUCAGGCAAUAUGUCGUCACAUGAACCCCAACCUAAACAUUUCUGCUACAGAUACAAGAUCGAUUACUUCAGGUGGAUCAGUAGACUCAAAUGCAGUAAGUCUUAUAGAAAGCCAGUCAACCUUGAAUGUGAAGCAAGAGUGGCCACAUGGUUACCCAAUCCUUCCAUCACUCCCAUCAAACCAAGGUUCCCAGAAUGGCAGUGAGCUAGGGGAUGUGCUGAGUAUACCACCUGGAACUGCCAUGUCAAGUAACAGCACCUCAAACUCUUUACCUUCUUAUUUGUUCGGGAAUGAAAAUAGCUCACGCAAUUCUGCCCGAUCUAAUUCUGCUCGAUCAAGAAAAAGAGGACUUUCCACCUCGCCCUUUUCAGAUGGAGUUGGAAUCGAUGUCAUCAUUCGUACAUCUCCAACAUCAUUAGUAGCAUAUAUCAAUGGGUCCAGAGGCUCCCCAGCUAAUGUUUCUCCUCAGCCUGAGGUAUGUGGGCAUUUUCUGGGGGUGAGAGGUAGUUGCAUCCCUCAAGCCUACAAUGCAACCGGUAAAGAACGAAAUCUCUUUACUUUUGCUGAUCUAGAGGCCAGCAAUGGUGUGUACCAAAGAAUGCAGCAGCUGGAGCACUCUCCAUUGCACCCCAUGGUGAUGAACAACAUGGUUGUUCAGCAGGGUAUUUCGGUGAUUGGUAAUCAGCAAUAUGAUGCAUUUAAAAAUGAGCAACUGGAUGAAUUCUCCUCUGGGAUGGAGAUCCCUGCACUGCCCCAAGGUCCUCCACCGCCAUAUCAUGCUCACCGGCACGUUAUGACCCACUUGCAUUCACAUGGGCAACCAUCUCUACAAGGGACCCAGCUGGAUGAGGAUGGUGAGCCAUCAAGAAUUAACGGGAAGCACUGCUGCCGAUGGAUAGACUGCAAUGCAAUAUAUGAUGAGCAGGAGGAGCUUGUACGACACAUUGAAAAGGCACAUAUAGACCAGCGUAAAGGAGAAGACUUUACUUGCUUCUGGGCUGGCUGCCCACGUAGAUACAAGCCAUUUAAUGCUCGCUAUAAGCUGUUAAUCCACAUGAGGGUGCAUUCAGGAGAAAAGCCAAACAAGUGUACGUUUGAAGGCUGUAAUAAGGCAUUUUCAAGACUGGAAAAUCUCAAGAUUCACCUACGAAGUCAUACAGGAGAAAAGCCUUACCUUUGUCAACAUCCAGGCUGCCAAAAAGCUUUUAGCAACUCCAGUGACCGUGCCAAGCACCAGAGAACACAUCUAGACACUAAACCAUAUGCAUGUCAGAUCCCUGGCUGUACUAAACGGUAUACUGAUCCAAGCUCGCUCAGAAAACACGUGAAGGCCCACUCCACAAAAGAACAGCAGGCUAGAAAGAAGUUACGAUCCAGUAACGAGCCGGAUCGGGACAUGCUGAAUGACUGCCUCACUAUUCAACCACUGCAGCCUGCUACGUCACCGCAAGAUGCUGUGGACAGCGCUCUGGGUCGAUCACCAGGGCCCCCUCAUGACAUGUAUUCAGGAAUGUUUCCCAGUGCCCAUUCUAGCCGAUGUGGAACAGCAGCAGCCAUCAUUCCUUCUUCUCAUCCUCCCAGCCAUCCGUCCCCUGUACACAAUAUGCAAGGAAGCCCCCACAAUCCUCAGACACAGCUACCUUCCCUCCCAGUGGUAGAAGAGAGCAAUGAGAGAUUUGCGGCCUCAGCUCCUUCUCCUCACCACAUCAGUCCCAGGAGAGUCGCUGCACCUCCUCCGUUGAUGCAUAGGAGAACGCCACAGCCAUCCCAAGUACAACAAUUUUCAGGAUCCCACCUUAAACCUUAUCCCCCAAUCACAGCCUCUUCAGCACAACCUAGCAACCUCCAUGUCCAAGGUUAUUAUGGCCAGUUGCAAACUUUCUACCCACCCCAAUACAGUGAAGCUUCUAGAACUAUGCGCCAAGCCAGUCCUCACAACAUGGUAUCACCACUUGAAGACUGUUUGUUUCCCACAACUGUGGGACAAGCUGGAUUUGAUGCCUUCCACAGAGCAUUGUCUGCUCACCCCAGCUUUCCGGCUUAUGACUUUCAAACAACGUCCCCUGGGAUUUUCAGUGACUCGGUACGGAAUUGUCCUGAAGACAACGGUUUCCUCCAAAUUAAUGCAAUUGAUCGCUGCCCUAGUCAGCUGUCUUCCAUUUACACUGAAAGUUGAAAACAAGAACAAAAAGAACUACAAUGAGACAAUCCUUCACAUUUUAUUCUUUCAUUUUAAACAAAUUCUUAAACUGGUACUCAAGACGUUAUUCUGGUGAAUUCAAAUUCUACACCUCUACCUCUCUCAAAGAAAGUGUGCUAUUCACAUAAACCUGCGGCUGAGAGGAGAAAAGUGGAAGUACUUCACAGAAGUGAAAUAGCAAAGGAAGCAAACACAUGCUAAUCCAUCUAUUGCCAUAUUACAAACUGCUUCUGAAAAAGUAAAGGGAAUUCACAAUUUAUAUGAAGGGUUGUAUGUUGUUUUUGGUGUGAUCUUGCUUUUGUAACUAAUCUAUUAUGUUUCUUUCCUUAAACACAAAUACAGCAAAAAAAAUGUGUUUUCACUAUUAUCACAAUUGAAUAGAAAUUGUGCUUCCACACUAAGGAAACUGCAAUUAGCACAGUGUAUCAGUCACCCAUUUCCUUUUACAAUGGGUGCUGGUACUUGGGUGAAAGCUCCAAGUAAAGAUGAUACAAACAUAAUCUUAACUUUUUUAAACAAAAUAUUGGAGCAUACUACUGAAACAAGUAUCACUGUUUGUGAAGAGAAGUUUCCAGAACAGAUCAGUUUUGUUAUUUUUGUUUUGUUUUGCGCUAUCUCCUAUUUACAUACUGUAUGUAUUACUAAGUUCACUAUUUUUAUACAUAUUUUCUAAAAUAUUUUUUAUUUCUUCACUAUUCAAAUUGUAAGUGUAUAAAUUUAUAUUUUCCAGGCUAGACUAUUUUUCCAAGUCUCUUGCACAAAAUUUAAAAGAUCAGAGUUUUUUUUCUUUACAAAAUUUGGCACUAAAUGAUCAAGAAAAGGUUAAGUUUCUUGUUCCCUAAAUUCAGAGCUCUGUUGCAAAAUGCUUUUACAAGUUUGUUUCAUUAAAAACAAAAGAAAACAGAGAAAUUCAUAAUUCUCACAAUGUGAGUUGUGAGCAUUCUACUAUAUGGACAUUGUGAAAUAAGUAAAAUGUUAUAUCCUUGUUGAUCCAUCAUAGAUGUAUUAAUCAGCACUGUCCCUAUCUGAGACUGCAUCUUACUGGAAAAUAAAUAAUAUUUGAACAAUGCAAAUUAUUAUUAAUACAUAAUUCUGCUAGAUGGUUGAGCAGAUCAAGAAACACCCUGUAACUGGUCAAUCUUCAGAACAUUGCUGGUCAAUUGAUACCUUCUAAUCUUCCUUUUAUUCUCAACUUCUUUGCCUAGGACAGUUUGGCAAACCACCCAUCUCAUUCAUAUGCAAAGGAAUUGUUGGAUUUUUUUUUACCAUUAAGAGAGAUUUCUGUUUUUUUUUACUUUUUCAUUCCCAACCAAAUACAUUCUUUUUCUUUAGAUUUCUUUCUGCAUUUUAUUCUUCAUCCUUCAUUUUCUUUCUUGGCCUCCAAUAGAUAAGUGAUCUCAUUACUUACAAAUAACACAGCUUUCCCAGAUACCCUCCCCACCAAUUAUCAGCUUUCACUUCCAAAAAAAAUAAAAAGGAAACCUUUUCAAUUAGAUUAAGAAAAUGCUGCAGCUCAACUGUUACAGGAUGUUCUAUUCCAGCAAGGUGUAGCCCACAGUCUAUAACAGAGUGGAAAAAUUUGCAAUUGUUUAUUUUCAAAUUCAGUUUCAUUCUUUAUCAUUGAAACAAAACUAAAAAGGUAUAAGAAAUAACCAAGCAUCUUACCGGUUCUUCUAGAAAUGGAGAAGAAUUGUACAGGAAUAAGAUAACUCCAAGUGAUACCUAAACAACAUUCUUUGCUGCACCCUUUAAACAAAUCCUGCACUCAAACUGGCACUAUCGACCCUGAAUCAGAACAUUACCACGUCUUGAAAAGCAGAACGAUAAUGAGUUCACAAUAUGAUUAGUUACUCGUACAAAUGAUAAUACUAUUCUCCUCUACCUUCGGGUAGCAGUAUUCUUCUCAAAAUCUGUAAACACGUAGCAAAGUCUCUGUUGACCCUAAUCAUUAUAUUUGUUCAAGAUGGCUAGAGGAAAAAAGAUCAGUUUGUAUUUACAUGAAUUAGAAGAAUGUAUUCUUUAGAAUACACAAUCACUUUUAUACUUGGGCAAAAUUUUGUGAUGUCACAUCAGGGGAAGAUUUACAUCAAGCAGUUGCCAGCUUACUGUUUCUUUCAUUGAAAAAGCAGAGUGCAAAGCCCUUUAUAACAUAUGGUAUUCUAUGUUGAUCUCAUAAAAUAUUCACCUCUUCCCAAAAAAGAAAAAAUAACCUAUGAGAUAAAUGUCUAAUUCUCAGAAAAUUGAUAAAUUGGAUAACGUGUGCAAUCUUAAAUAGUUUACAUAAUAUACAUUUUUAUAUGCAAAGUGGAAUUGGGGAAGAAUGAAAAGAUGUUUAAUUUCACAAGUGCCAUUGUUUUAUAACUUGUGCAUGAUGUGCCCUAUUUUACAUUUUAAAAUAUUAUGACGUUUAUACACAGGGUGUAGAUUCGUAAACAAGAAGACUUUUUAUAAGAUGAAUCAUAGUAACUUCAUUGGAUAUAAUUUAGUGUUUGAUGAUCUGAGUUGCUUUAGAAACCCAAUAAACAAUUUGAACACCGAAGUUGGUUGAAGCUAACACCCAGAAAUAACAGUGAAAACCUUUUGGUAUCUUGUGAACUGCUGCUUCAGGGUGCUACAUUAUCAACUUAAAAACGUGUCUUUUAUUAAUGCAGGCUUAGCUUUUAUAAUGGAGGACACAUUUUGUGGAAGAAAGAAGUCAAUGGUAUCGUGGCCACUAGACAAGAUGGUAACUCAAACUUAAGAAUAAAAUGUUCUUAGUGUUUCUUCUUGCACACAACAUGCUGUCCAUCAUGCAUAAUAAACAAUUUUAUAACUUUAAAAAUUAUUAUUCAUGCAGUAUUUCCUUAGCUUUGCUUUAAGAUUUGCUAUGUUUUCCUUGUCUUGGUCCAGAUGAACUUCAUAACGCUUCUGCCAGAGCACUGCAAUCUGCCAGUAUUCGAGUAGUCCUAUAUAUCACUAGCCAUGCUAAUUUACCAUCUUUCAACUGAAUCAGGCACUGUACAAACAAGAAUCUCUCACUUGUGUCACAGAACAUUAUUCCCCUAAAAAUCAGCAUAAAUGCAUUGGCUAAAGUCAUUGUUUUUUUAAUUAAGAUUAUUACCUAUUCUAUCAUUAUUUGAUUGUCAUUGAAAACUACUGCAUAGAAACAGAUCUUUUAUCCCUCCAUACCCUUUUCAUUCAAGUACCUAUCCAAACUUCUCUUAUAUGUUGAAAUAGUGCUUGCAGGCACUACUUGUGCUGGCAGUUCAUUCCACGUUCUUAUGAACCCAAGUGAAGAAGUUUUCCCUCGGGUUCCCCUUAAAUUUUUCACCUUUCACCCUUAAUCCAUGACCUUUGGUGGUAGUCCCACCCAACCUCAGUGGUAAAAGCCUGCUUGAAUUCACCUUAUAAGACCGCAAAUAACAGAACUCCACACAUCACAUUUCUGUAAUGUGCAGCCUUUUGAAAUGCAGCCAGGUGUCAUUUAAUCACGUUAAUUUACUUUAUCAUCUGUUCCACUGUGUUUAGCCUUCAGUAAGGAUGUUUGCUUUAAAACCGAGUUCAUAAAGUUAACAGUUUCUUACACCUACUGUGAUGGGAGAAUUAUGGAGUAUCAAAAUUGAGACAUGUUAGAAGUCCAAAAUUAUAGUAAGUCUAAUUUUGCUUCAAUAAUGCAACUUAUCCUCCUCAGAAGAAAUUUAUGUCCCUUUUAUAUGCUGCUGUCAUGAUUCAGAUCAGUUCAGGUGCUGUUUUCAAUUUUUUUAGUCUUCAUUCCUAUUGUUCUAUAAAGUUCACGAUACAAAGUUGUUUCCUCUGGAUGGCAUUAGGUUGUGCUCAAAAGCAUAACAAUGCUAUUUUCCCCAAUGAGACUAUUAAUCAGAUAAAAAAACACAAUUCUCCAUGUUAAAACAUGCUUAAAUAAAACAAUCUGUACAUAAAUUGGAGCAUUCUACAUAAUAUAGAUCUGGGAGCACUUUUAAAUAGAAAAUGAUGUGGAAAUGUAUAAUGUUUUUUGCAUGGUUUUAUAGAGCUUGUAUAUAUUUCAUAUACCUUUGCUUGUAGAUUUUUAAUUGCAAAUUUGAUUGUAUAUUUGGUUGAUUUUCUUGUCCAAUACUACACUUACAAUAUGUUGUAAAUUAUGUUGCUACAGCUUGAAUCUUAAGACGGUUAAUCACUACAUCUUAAUUAACAUAUAAUGUAGUCUUGUGGUUUGUUAUAACUUUGAUAAAUUAUUUUUUUCAUGUUCUUAUUAUUCUUUUGCUUUAAGUUGUUCACUAUUUUGGGCACAAAAUAAAUCUCAGAAUGAUUUCCCUGAAAAUGGUACAAGAUUGAAACUGGAUCUCUGUCAGCACUUAAACAACAGUAAUGCACCAAUGAAGGAUAUACAGAAAAAUAAAGUAGUCUUUUCACUUGUUUUACUAUUAAUACCGAGGACUCAUGCAAUUUUCUUUUUAUAAUCAAAAACAGAAUUAUCCUUUAAGGUCUUUGCUAAUGAGGCUUUUGUUUUAAUUCCUGGCACAAGUUAUAGGACUGGAAUUGAUUUGAAGUGUAGAUUAUAUUGCUGUGAAAAUAACUGUCAUAAAACUGUGGCACCUGGAAUGGACUGUUUGCAAAUUUUGUCCUAUGGGAAUU
Messenger RNA from Mobula hypostoma (lesser devil ray), 8013 nucleotides. RefSeq names its product zinc finger protein GLIS3-like. Gene Ontology annotation, molecular function: DNA-binding transcription factor activity, RNA polymerase II-specific; RNA polymerase II cis-regulatory region sequence-specific DNA binding. The record is from RefSeq and is a predicted model, not a curated record. Bases 670 to 3378 code for a protein of 902 amino acids. Lineage: Eukaryota; Metazoa; Chordata; Chondrichthyes; Myliobatiformes; Myliobatidae. Gene Ontology annotation, cellular component: nucleus. The transcript has 11 exons. Gene Ontology annotation, biological process: regulation of transcription by RNA polymerase II.